AUGAGCUUGCUGGGGGCCUACAAGAAAAAGACCAAUUACGAUGGCUAUGAAUCUUUGCAGUUGGUCGAUAGCGCCGGGGAGAGCUUCAGUGUCGGCAGCGGCGCAGGAGGAGGAGGAGGAGGAGGCGGCGGAGGAGGAGGAGGAGGCGGCAGCGGCGUACUCGGAGGCUCCAUAGCGGCCACACUUGGACCGAAGGCGGGCCCGCUGAGAGAGGAGGACUGCAGCACCAUGGACAGCUCAGAAAUGGACGCCAAUUCUGGCGGCGGACUGCUGGACAUGGUGAAGGGAGGAGCGGGGAAGUUCUUCAGCAACUUCAAGGACAACCUGAAGGACACGCUGAAGGACACCUCCACCAAGGUCAUGCAUCAGGUCGCCACGUACACUAAAGGGGAGCUGGACAUUGCCUACAUCACAUCACGCAUCAUAGUAAUGACAUAUCCAGCGGAGUCCGUCCAGAUCGGCUAUCAGAACCACGUGGAGGACAUACGCUCCUUCCUCGACAGUCGCCAUGCCGACCACUACACUGUUUUCAACCUAUCGCAGCGCAACUACCGCGGCGCCAAAUUCUCCAACAGGGUCUCCGAGUGUAAUUGGCCGUCCCGCCAGGCUCCCAGCCUCCACAACCUGUUUGCUGUUUGUAAGAACAUGCACAACUGGCUCAAGCAGAAUCCCAAGAACGUGUGUGUCAUCACCUGCUCGGACGGUCGGGCUCUUUCGGGCGUUCUGAUCUGUGCCAUGUUCUGCUUCUGCCACCUCUUCAACAACCCGGUUCCUGCCAUGCAGCUGCUCAGCGCCAAGAGGCCGGGAUCGGGCCUCUGGCCUUCGCAUCGCAGGUACAUAGGUUAUGUGUGCAGCAUGGUGUCGGAGAAGCCCAGUCUGCCUCACUCCAAGCCGCUGCUGAUCAAGGGCCUCACCAUGAGUCCGGUGCCGUGCUUCAACAAGCAGCGCAGCGGCUGCCGGCCCUUCUGUGACGUCCUCAUCGGAGAGACCAAGAUCUUCACCACCUCUCAGGAGUAUGAGAGGAUGAGAGAGCACAGGAUCCAAGAAGGGAAGGUGGUGUUCCCUCUGGGCGUAAGUGUGCAAGGAGACGUCGUGGUUUCUAUCUACCACAUGAGGUCGACCAUUGGAGGACGUCUACAGGCCAAGACGUCCAACACCCAAAUCUGUCAGAUCCAGUUCCACACUGGCUUCAUCGCUCCUGGAACCACCGUGUUACAGUUUAACAAGCCCGACCUGGAUGCAUGUGACUCUCCAGAGAAGUAUCCCCAGCUGUUCCAUGUGAUCCUGGAUGUGGAGGUUGAGGGGGUGGACAAGCAAAAAGACCUGACCCCCCCGUGGGAGCAGUUCCCCUGUAAAGACCUGAACCCCAACGUGCUUUUCUCCUGCCACCAGGAACACCAGGACGCGCUGGCUAUCGCUGAGCCGAGCCGCCCCCCCGGGGGUCCAGAGGGUCGGGGCCACGGCGAGGAGAGUGAGCCCUCCGACGACGAGAUGCUGUCUCUCUCCAGCCAGCGCAGCAACGCCAGCGCGGCCCCCCAGAGACCUGACCUCCCAGCCCAUAUGUCUGCAGCUCCUGUGAGUGAAGAAGUGGAUCUCCUCGGCCUGGACGGGGACGAGAUGAACCGGCCGGCCUGUCCUUCGUCUCAGCCUCCGUCUGCCGCGGCCACCGACCUCCUGGGGGACUUGUUCGGGGGUCCGCCUCAGCCAAGCAGCGGCGCUUCAUCCGCCCAGUCCACUCCACAGAGAGUUGUCCCCAACACCGCCUCGCCAUGUCACUCUCCUGCACCAGCGUUCGAUCCCUUCGGGGCGGGUCCGAUGCCGAAGCCUCAGGACGUGAUGGGCUCGUUCCUCGGACCAGGUAACGUGGGGGGGCCGGACCCCUUCCUGCAUGCUGCUCGCUCUCCGUCUCCCACCCUGCAGCCCACAGGCCUGGGUCGGAGCUCCCCCGUUCCGCCCGCCAACCCGACCGUCAACAUUCAGCAGCAAAACGCCAAGGGAGGCUGGGACUGGAACCGACCGGCCACCACCACCACAGGAGGAGGCUUCAGUGUGGGCAGUUGCUCAGCUACCACCAGCCCCACAGGCUCCGUGAACAACACCCCCACCCACCAGACAAAGCCGAGCUCCCUGGACCCGUUCGCUGACAUAGGAAACCUCGGGGGAAGCCUCGGAGGAGGUUCUGGCUUCUCCAGCAAACCCACCACCCCGACUGGAACCACCCCCUCUUUCCCUCCCAUGGGCUCGCCAUCACGGCCUCCUCCGUCUCCCCAGCACGCCGGAGGGUGGCAGGCUCAAGCAGGAGCCGGGUUCCCCUCCUGGCAGCCGGGUGGUGCUGCAGGCGGCGGAGGGUGGCCUGCUCAAGGACAGGGGACCCCCCCGCAGCCAAAGCCCAGCCCCAGCCACGCCCCCAUGCCUCACACGUCGCCUCAGAACCGACCCAACUACAACGUCAGCUUCUCUCCGAUGGGAGGAGGCUCGCCCAGCGCGGCGGUGAAAGCACAGGCGGCCAUGGGUUCCAAGCCCAAGGUCUUAAACGCCAACUUUGACGACCUCCUGUCCGGUCAAGGCUUCGCAGGAGCCAAAGAGAAGAAAGGUCCCAGGACCAUUGCAGAGAUGAGGAAGGAGGAAAUGGCCAAAGAGAUGGACCCAGAGAAAAUAAAGAUUCUGGACUGGAUCGAGGGGAAGGAGCGCAACAUCCGGGCUCUUCUGUCCACCAUGCACACCGUGCUGUGGGAGGGGGAGACCCGCUGGAAGCCCAUGGGCAUGGCCGACCUGGUCACUCCGGAGCAGGUGAAGAAGGUCUACCGCAAGGCAGUGCUGGUCGUCCACCCAGACAAGGCAACGGGACAACCGUACGAACAAUACGCCAAGAUGAUUUUCAUGGAACUAAAUGACGCCUGGUCAGAAUUUGACAGCCAAGGACAAAAAGCUCUCUACUGA
This is a messenger RNA of Limanda limanda (common dab), 2940 nucleotides long. RefSeq names its product DnaJ (Hsp40) homolog, subfamily C, member 6 (gene dnajc6). Gene Ontology annotation, biological process: synaptic vesicle uncoating; clathrin-dependent endocytosis. Gene Ontology annotation, cellular component: postsynaptic density; vesicle; cytoplasm. Lineage: Eukaryota; Metazoa; Chordata; Actinopteri; Pleuronectiformes; Pleuronectidae. The coding region runs from base 1 to 2940 and encodes 979 amino acids. The record is from RefSeq and is a predicted model, not a curated record. Gene Ontology annotation, molecular function: clathrin binding. The transcript is spliced from 18 exons.